Messenger RNA from Pyricularia grisea, 1340 nucleotides. RefSeq lists its product as uncharacterized. The record is from RefSeq and is a predicted model, not a curated record. The coding region runs from base 58 to 1041 and encodes 327 amino acids. Lineage: Eukaryota; Fungi; Ascomycota; Sordariomycetes; Magnaporthales; Pyriculariaceae. The transcript has 4 exons. Gene Ontology annotation, biological process: thiamine biosynthetic process.
CUAGAUCAACUUUCGACAACAAAUUUUCCUCCCAAUACCAAACAACCGAAACCAAGCAUGGCUCCCCCCGCCGCCACCUCCCCCAUCGUCUCUCCGGUCCAGCCCCUGGACGUCAAGAACGGCAAGCAUCAGCACAAUGCCGCCACCGCCGCAGCAGCUGCGGCCAAGCUGCACGACCUGGCCACGGACUGGAACCAGUUCAGCUUCUCCCCGAUCCGCGAGUCGCAGGUGUCGCGGGCCAUGACCUCGCGCUACUUUGCCGACCUGCAUGCCCACGCCGAGACGGACGUCGUCAUCGUCGGCGCCGGCUCCUGCGGCCUCUCGGCGGCAUUUCACCUCGCCACGGCCCGGCCGGACCUGCGCGUGACCUUGGUCGAGGCCGGAGUCGCGCCGGGCGGCGGGGCCUGGCUGGGCGGUCAGCUGUUCUCCGCCAUGGUCAUGCGCAAGCCUGCACAUCUGUUCCUCGACAGGCUCGGCGUCGCGUACGAGGACGAGGGGGCUUUCGUGGUGGUCAAGCACGCUGCGCUCUUCACCAGUACGCUGUUGAGCAAGGUGUUGGCGCUGGAUAACGUCAAGCUUUUCAAUGCUACCGCGGUCGAGGAUCUGAUCACCCGACGGGAGGGCGGCGAUGAUGUCGGUGUAAGGGUUGCUGGCGUUGUUACCAACUGGACGCUGGUUUCGAUGCACCACGAUGAUCAGUCGUGCAUGGAUCCCAACACCAUCAACGCCCCUGUCGUUAUUUCGACGACUGGUCAUGAUGGACCCUUCGGCGCCUUCUCGGCCAAACGCCUCGUCUCCAUGAAGCAGAUUGAGCAGCUUGGCGGCAUGCGCGGCCUCGACAUGCAGUCUGCCGAGGAUGCCAUCGUCAAGCGGACCCGCGAGAUUGUUCCGGGUCUUAUCAUUGGCGGCAUGGAACUCUCUGAGAUUGACGGAGCGAACCGCAUGGGUCCCACGUUCGGUGCCAUGGUGCUCUCGGGAGUCAAGGCCGCAGAGGAGGCCAUGGCUGUUUUCGACAUGCGCAAGAAGCAGAAUGCGUACUAGGUUUUAUAAACGCCUUUCCUGGGACCUGAUGGGGUCGAUAUCGUAGCAAAAGGGUAGUGGCUCUGGCCCUGACAUUCUUUGGAUCCUUUUAUCUUAACUUUAGUGUAAUUUGGCAGCUUAAACGCCGAAUGGUGGAAGUUUGAACGAAAGUUCGGGCACCGCAAUGACAAUGAAAACAAAAUCACACUCCAGACCACAAGAGAUCGAGCCAAUCUGCCUGAAAGUGAUCGAUGAGAUGGGAGCAGCGCUAUCUCUAGAGUCUAGCUACAAACACACAAUCUACCUCAAUUCUGUUUUGA